Messenger RNA from Cloeon dipterum, 1967 nucleotides. It is a transcript of the gene 26-29-p, whose product is annotated as C1 family peptidase 26-29-p. Gene Ontology annotation, cellular component: lysosome. The coding region runs from base 229 to 1905 and encodes 558 amino acids. Gene Ontology annotation, molecular function: cysteine-type endopeptidase activator activity involved in apoptotic process; cysteine-type endopeptidase activity. Lineage: Eukaryota; Metazoa; Arthropoda; Insecta; Ephemeroptera; Baetidae. The transcript has 9 exons. The record is from RefSeq and is a predicted model, not a curated record. Gene Ontology annotation, biological process: positive regulation of peptidase activity; positive regulation of apoptotic signaling pathway; immune response.
GAGAGAGAGAUCUGCAGUGUGUCACAGCAGCCGUGGGCCAUUCGAGUUUUUGCCUUGGCUCUCAUUAAAAUCCGAAAUAGUAUUUUUCGUAUUUUUAAUUAAUUUUUAAAAUAGCAAUCUCAGCAAACUCGAGCGGAUAUAGCAAAACACCAUCAGACUUGAGCACGUCCCUGAGCUGAGUGGAAGAAUACGCAACAAAUUCUCCUGCUGGACCGACCCUUUCUAAAAAUGAAGCCAACUGUGCUUCUCAUCGCCGGCUUCGCACUGAUCGCAAUUGGCGAAGGUGCAGUCGCAGGCGAGACGGUGGCUAAAGUGAAGGAGGCUCCCGCAUUUAGCAGCCAGUACUCGGCCAAAGGUACCCUUUACAUCCCCUACGCGGAAAUAAGGGAGCCUUUCAUGGCGUGGUACGACGAGGAAGCAGGCAACAGCAGGAUUGACUACUACGGCGGCGUGGUGAAGACGUACCAGUUGAGCAAAGAGGGCCCAGCCGGCGUGAGUCGCAAACUGGCGCCUGUCACCACCGAAACGCAGCUCAACCAGGAGAUGUGUUUGGAAGUGCAAGGCGACUCGGAGAGCAACAAGGUGGACACCCAGUCCAUCCUGCCCGACCUCACUGGAUUUGAGUGCAUCGGCGAGGACAUGGUGAGCGGACACACCACCGAGAAGUGGCGCUUAGUGGUCACGAACGGUGACAAGGUCAACAAGUACACCAUGUGGAUCCGGUACAAGAAGAACCAGCAGGAUCCCACCAAAAGCAUUGCGUUGCCCAUACGCUACGAGAUGCGUGGAUUUAACUCGCUGCUCGGCUCGCACUACGAUCACUACUAUCUUGAAUACGACUGGUAUUCGUAUGAAGCGCCUUCCGCCUCUGUUUUCCAGCUGCCAGAAAAUAUGACCUGCACCAGUUUUCCUGGUCCAGGAGACAAACACAUUUACACGUUCAACCCAAUGCGCGAGUUUAUGCAGAAUUACGAGACCCACGUGAACGAUGCGUUCGAGCAAUUCAAGCAGACGCACAACAAGCAGUACCAGGACCCCAGCGAACACGGCAAGCGCAAGGACAUUUUCAGGCAGAACCUCAGGUACAUCCAUUCGACCAACAGAGCCGGCCUGCCCUACAAGCUGGCAGUGAACCACAUGGCCGACAAAAGUGAGCUCGAGAUGAAAGCCUUCAGGGGCCGGCAGUACUCGGAAGGCUACAACGGUGGCAGUGCUUUCCCAUACGACAAGCCCGAGAUGCACAAGGUGCCCGAUUCAAUGGACUGGCGCAUCUUCGGCGCCGUCACCCCUGUCAAAGACCAGUCUGUGUGUGGCUCUUGCUGGAGUUUCGGCACCACCGGCGCCAUCGAGGGCGCCUACUUUGUGAAAUAUGGACACCUCAUCCGGGUCUCUCAACAGGCAUUGAUCGACUGCAGCUGGGGCUAUGGCAACAACGGCUGCGAUGGCGGCGAGGACUUCCGCUCCUACAAUUGGAUGAUGAAACACGGCGGAAUUCCCACUGAGGAAGAAUACGGCCCCUACCUGGGACAGGACGGUUACUGCCACGUGGACAAUGUGACUGUGACGGCCACGAUUAAGGGCUUCGUGAAUGUGACCUCUGGCAGCGUGGCCGCCCUCAAGUUGGCUUUGUCCAAGCAUGGACCCAUCUCGGUUGCUAUUGACGCUUCGCACAAAACAUUUUCUUUCUAUUCCAAUGGCGUUUACUUCGAGCCUAAGUGCGGGAGCUCUUCAUUCGAUUUGGACCAUGCGGUGCUCUUAGUCGGCUAUGGCACUCUGAAUGGCAAAGACUACUGGCUUAUUAAGAACUCAUGGUCCAACUACUGGGGUAAUGAUGGAUACAUUCUGAUGGCCCAAAAGGACAACAACUGUGGUGUUCUCACAGCCCCCACUUAUGUAGUCAUGUAGGAAAUAAAAAGGCAAGCGUUCGUGUAAUUCAAAAGAUAAAUAAAAAUCUUUGUUGUAAAAAA